Funneliformis geosporum is the source of this 288-nucleotide messenger RNA. Lineage: Eukaryota; Fungi; Glomeromycota; Glomeromycetes; Glomerales; Glomeraceae. The record is from the annotation of a GenBank genome assembly.
AUAAAAAUCAUUCCUGUAGAUGAAAACAUGCUGAUUAUGACUGUUCCUUAUACAUGGUUAGCUAAUGGUGCAAGAUCACUUCCAUUAUUUCAGACACCUUCAUUUCUUGCAGUUAUUAAUUCGACUGGUGGUAUUAUCACCAAAAAUCUGAUUGAAAUAUAUUUCUUAAUUUCUUUUAAUGUUACUAAUAAUUUGUAUGAUUAUCCAAUUUUAAAGCUUAAUCUUGCGAUUUCUACACCAAAUAUUAUUACCGAAAUAUUAGAUGUCAAUAAAAAGCUGUUAGAAUGA